Molecule: messenger RNA, 3507 nt
Organism: Nothoprocta perdicaria
Lineage: Eukaryota; Metazoa; Chordata; Aves; Tinamiformes; Tinamidae
Gene: AMOTL1
Product: angiomotin like 1
Exons: 14
Coding region: 1-2886 (961 amino acids)
Biological process (GO): angiogenesis; establishment of cell polarity involved in ameboidal cell migration; regulation of cell migration
Cellular component (GO): plasma membrane; cytoplasmic vesicle; bicellular tight junction
Source: RefSeq, a predicted model, not a curated record
AUGGACCUUGGUGAAAACUGGAAGCUGGAUGAAACCAACUGGUUGUCUCAUGGUGGGAUCCAUCCUUUUGCCAAUGUGAAAGGAGAGAAUGAGCUUUCCGAAGGUGCGCCAGCCCUGUUUGCUCUGGAUCAGCUGGGCUCCCCAUCUGUCUGUUACAAGCCUACCAGCCCAGCCCAGAUCCUGGAAGACACUGGCUUUCUUUACCCAGACCACCAGUUAUUUGCUGGCAGGCAUGAAGUUCCUCCGUUAACAGCUGAAGUGAUCAGUGGUGCUAAAGAGAAAGCUGCUGAGGAGCCGCUCUGCACCCUGCACCCUCCCGGCUUCCUCCGGCUCCCAGAGGUGGAGAUGCGAGGCUCGGAGGAGGCGGCCGCGGGCACCGUACUGCAGCGCCUCAUCCAGGAGCAGCUGAGGUAUGGCAACCCCAACGAGAACAUGAACCUGCUGGCAAUUCAGCACCAGGCCACGGGGAGUGCAGGGCCCUCCAACAGCACUGCCAGCACUCUCUCUUCCACAGAAAACCUCGCUCAAGAAGAGCCACAAAUGCUCCAGCAGUCRGCCCGCCAGGAACCUCAGGGGCAGGAGCACCAGGGGGACAAUACAGUGAUGGAGAAGCAGGCGCGGGCUGUGCAGCCCCAGCAGAACAACGAAGAGCUGCCCACCUACGAGGAGGCCAAGGCCCAGUCCCAGUUUUUCCGAGGCCAGCAGGCGGGAGCGGUCGGCCCGGGCUUUUACGUGGCCGGCGCCUCCACGCAGAAGUCGAGGACUGAAGGGCGGGCGACGGUGACGCGGGCGCAGAGCGGGCAGGCGCACAAGGACGAGGCGCUCAAGGAGCUCAAGCAGGGCCACGUCCGCUCGCUCAGCGAGAGGAUCAUGCAGCUCUCGCUGGAGAGAAAUGGUGCUAAGCAACACGCGCCCACCUCAGGGAGCAGCAAGGGGCCCAAAGCGGCGGCGCCGGGCGCGCCGCCCGCCAAGGCCGCCGACCCGCGGGGCCCGCCGCCCGAGUACCCCUACAAGGCCAAGCAGGCCGUGGCGCCCGUGAGCAAGGCGCCCGAGCACGGGCUCUUCUUCGGCGAGCAGCACGCGCCCAUGGGGCAGGAUGGCCUCAAAGCCGCCUACCCAGCUGCCCAACCCGCCCGGACCGAAGUGGCCAUCGUUCGGUACCAGCCGCCUCCCGAGUACGGGGUCACCAGCCGGCCAUGCCCAGCGCCCUUCGCAGCCGCGCCGGCGCAGCAGCACAGCCCCAUGGCCUCGCAGGCCUCCUCGGCGAGCGGCCCGCCGCUCUGCGCCGCGGGGCCGCCGCUGCCCGCGCCCGCCAUGGGGCAGCCCCCCGCGCCCGCCACGCCGCCGGGCGCCCCGCUCACGCCGGACGCCUUCGCCAUCGUGGAGCGAGCCCAGCAGAUGGUGGAGAUGCUCUCCGAGGAGAACCACGUGCUGCGGCAGGAGCUGGAGGGCUACUACGAGAAGGCGGAUAAGCUGCAGAAGUUUGAAAUAGAGAUUCAGAAGAUUUCGGAAGCUUACGAGGGCCUGGUGAAGACCACCACUAAGAGGGAGUCUUUGGACAAAGCCAUGAGAAACAAACUCGAAGGAGAAAUUCGGAGGCUCCACGAUUUCAACAGGGAUCUCCGUGAGCGACUGGAGACUGCCAAUAGGCAGCUAGCCAGCAGGGAGUUUGAUGGGCAUGAAGAUAAGUCAACAGAGGGCCUUUAUGUCACUCAGAACAAAGAGCAMUUGAAGGAAAAGGAGAAGCUGGAGAUGGAGUUGGCAGCCAUGCGCUCUGCCAAUGAGGACCAGCGGAGACACAUUGAAAUCCUGGACCAGGCUCUAAGCAACGCCCAAGCCAAGGUCAUCAAGCUGGAAGAGGAGCUGCGCAGGAAGCAGGCCUACGUGGAGAAGGUGGAGAAGCUGCAGCAGGCGCUGACGCAGCUGCAGGCGGCGUGCGAGAAGCGGGAGCAGAUGGAGCGGCGGCUGCGCACGCGGCUCGAGCGGGAGCUGGACGCGCUGAGGAUGCAGCAGAGGCAGGGCAGCUACCAGGCGGCCAGCAUCCCCGAGCACAACGCGCCGGCCCUCAUGGAGCUGGUGCGGGAGAAGGAGGAGAGGAUUCUGGCGCUGGAAGCAGACAUGACCAAGUGGGAGCAGAAGUACCUGGAGGAGAGCACGAUCCGGCACUUUGCCAUGAACGCUGCAGCCACCGAGAGGGACGCGGCGGCCCCGACGCACUCGCGGAGCGGCAGCUACGGCGACGGCGCCUGGCAGGAGGAGGAGGAGGUCGCACAGGCUCAGCGCCGCUGCCAGGACAUGGAGCACACAAUAAAGAAUCUCCACGCAAAGAUAAUUGAGAAGGAUGCCAUGAUCAAGGUCCUGCAGCAGCGGUCGCGGAAGGACGCUGGGAAAAGCGACAGCUCCAGCCUGCGGCCCGCGCGCUCCGUCCCGUCCAUCGCGGCGGCCGCGGGCGCCCAUUCGCGCCAGACCUCGCUCACCAGCAGCCACAUCGCGGAGGAGAGGAAGGAGGAGAAGCUCUGGAAGGGAAGCAUCGGGCUGCUGCUGGGCAAGGAGCCCCMGGAGGCGCCGGGGAACCCCGCUCCGGCCCCUGCGCCGCCCUCGGUGCCGAGCGCGCCGGCCUCGCACGCCAAGACGGGCAGCAGGGACAGCAGCACGCAGACCGACAGGAGCGCCGAGCUCUUCUGGCCCGCGGGCCCCAGCGGCGCCCCGGGCGGGCGAGCGCGCCCCGGCGCCCCCGCCGCGCACAGCCCGGCCCCGCGCCUCCCCGCCGCCCGCGACAGAGACAACUGCAGUCAUGCGAAGCCACCUGAGAACAAGGGCCGACUGAGCAGUUUGCUCCACAAGCCCGAGUUCCCUGAUGCAGACAUGAUGGAAGUCCUCAUYUGAGCAAAGGAGGGCAUCUCCGGGGGUUUGUGUGCAUACAUUCAGGUCCAAGGAGGUCAUCGGUGUGCCAACCUUAUAAACUGACUGGGUGAGUUUGAGGGAAGGAGAAGAAAGUUUGYGCCUGUAAAGAAGUUUUGAGUCUGAUGUGCUGUGACUUUGGACCAGGCGAGAAGGAAAGACAGCUGAAAAUGAAAGUCUGGAAUUUUCUGAGAAGAAAAGGGCAUUGAAAACAGAAGGCUUGGGAAGGUGUCAUCAAGAAAAAAAGGGAAACUACAUUUUCUGGUGUAAAGAGAAGGUAGCUGGGUUUUUGAGUGCACAGUAUGAUUCUGGUUACUGUCCAGCUACAACAAGACAGGGAGAGAAGUCCUGAAUCUUGUGAGGCCAGUGGAAGUCCAUGAAUAACCCAGGAGAAGUUUGCAUCUUCCUUGGAAUUGAUUCAUUUCUCAGAAGCAUUCACUGCUUGGUGUUAGUGAACAAUUGGUCUGUAGAUGUAGACAGCAGGUUCUUGUAAGUAUUUAUUUGAAGUGGCGUGGUGUGGUUUUCCUGGGACACACAGGUCAGGUGUCUGUUUCCUGGCUGGACAGAUGUUAUUCUUGGAGCUGGAUUUGCAGUGCAAAUAUUCCA